AUCUAGUUUGCCGGCCUGCAUUUAUUUGUAUUUUGUUAAUAGUUUAUUGCAAGUAAAUGAAAUGUUUCCGCGCGGUGACAAUAAAAAGGAUCGCUAUGCCAAGCUGUCGUUUCUUGGCGAGGGUCAGUUUGCCAUUGUCUACAAGGCACGCGACAUUGUGAACGGCCAAAUAGUGGCUGUCAAGAAGAUUAAAAAGGGCAGCCGCGAGGAGGCGCGCGAUGGCAUUAAUCGCACGGCUCUGCGUGAAAUUAAAAUACUGCAAGAGCUUCAACAUGAGAAUAUCAUUGGUUUAGUCGACGUGUUCGGUCAACUAUCAAAUGUAUCACUGGUAUUUGACUUUAUGGAUACAGAUUUGGAGGUGAUCAUCAAGGACCAGAAGAUAAUACUAACACAGGCCAACAUAAAGUCGUAUGCUAUCAUGACGCUGCGUGGCUUGGAGUACCUACAUGCCAACUGGAUACUGCAUCGUGAUUUAAAGCCCAACAACUUGUUGGUCAACAGCGAUGGGCUACUUAAGAUUGGUGAUUUUGGUCUGGCAAAGACCUUUGGCUCACCAAAUCGUAUUUAUACACAUCAUGUGGUCACACGCUGGUAUCGUUCGCCGGAGCUGCUCUUUGGUGCACGUCAAUAUGGCACAGGCGUGGACAUGUGGGCCGUGGGCUGCAUUAUAGCUGAGCUUAUGUUGCGCGUACCCUUUCUGCCUGGCGACUCGGACCUCGAUCAGCUAACGCGUAUUUUCAGUGUGCUGGGUACACCCACCGAAGCGGAUUGGCCCUACAUUAGCAGGCUGCAUGACUAUCUACAGUUUCGUCACUUUGUGGGCACGCCAUUGCAGAAUAUCUUUACAGCUGCUGGUAAUGAUAUGAUUCAUCUUAUGCGUACUCUAUUUGCCAUGAACCCAUUGAGGCGCUGCUCCUGCCGCGAGGCCUUAAGCAUGCCUUAUUUUCACAAUAAACCGGCGCCGACUGUGGGUCCCAAACUGCCCAUGCCCUCGGCCAUUUUGGCGGCAAAAGAGGGAGCCAAUGCAAAUCCCGACGAUAAGCCAGUUGGUCUCAAGCGUAAACUGGUGGAGACAACGGUGCGUGGAAAUAUGUUGCCGCAAAAGAAAAAGCUGCUGUUCUGAGCUAACAACUAUCUACCUAUCUAUCUAAGCAUGAAGUAGUUUGUAAUUUCAUUAUAUGUUAAUAAUACAAAAUGGUUGGACGAUUAAUAGGAGAGCUUCGCGUAUGUCGUUGAGUUGAGUCGUUGGAUAUCUGCCUGGCAGAUUCUGUUAAGUUCAAGCAAAUCGAUAAUAAA
Drosophila busckii is the source of this 1296-nucleotide messenger RNA. RefSeq names its product cyclin-dependent kinase 7 (gene Cdk7). Gene Ontology annotation, molecular function: RNA polymerase II CTD heptapeptide repeat kinase activity; ATP binding; cyclin-dependent protein serine/threonine kinase activity. Gene Ontology annotation, cellular component: nucleus; transcription factor TFIIH holo complex; cytoplasm. Gene Ontology annotation, biological process: positive regulation of transcription by RNA polymerase II; protein phosphorylation. The transcript has 2 exons. Lineage: Eukaryota; Metazoa; Arthropoda; Insecta; Diptera; Drosophilidae. The record is from RefSeq and is a predicted model, not a curated record. The coding region runs from base 62 to 1123 and encodes 353 amino acids.